Messenger RNA from Leptopilina boulardi, 744 nucleotides. RefSeq names its product tigger transposable element-derived protein 6-like. The transcript has a single exon. Bases 1 to 744 code for a protein of 247 amino acids. Lineage: Eukaryota; Metazoa; Arthropoda; Insecta; Hymenoptera; Figitidae. Gene Ontology annotation, molecular function: nucleic acid binding. The record is from RefSeq and is a predicted model, not a curated record.
AUGAAGACCAAAAAAAGAAAAAUUGUUCUGGUAAUUGACAAUUGUACUGCUCAUACGGAUUUACCUACGCUCGAAAACGUGAACGUAAUUUUUUUACCUGCCAAUACUACCAGCCAUUUGCAGCCAUUGGAUCAGGGAGUAAUUCAUUCUUUCAAGAGAUAUUAUCGCAAAGAAGUAGUGAAACAUGUUUUGACAUGUUUACAAAAAAAUACUAAGCCUGAAAUAAACGUACUUCUGGCUAUAAAAUUCGCCAGCAAAGCAUGGUACGCAAUAAGUGACAUUACUAUCAAGAAUUGCUUUAAGAAAGCCGGAUUUUGUACUGACGCAGGAAACUCUGCAGAAGAAGACGAUGUUGAUGUCCCUAGCAUCGAGGAGUGGAGUACACUCUUGUUUUGUGAAAAUAGCGUUGAAAAUCCAACUUUCGAAGAUUUUGUAAGAGUAGAUGACAACGUGAUAGUUGCAGGAGAACUCACGGAAGAUGAUAUAAUAGCUAAUUUAACCAUGGCUAACAAUAGUGCUGAAGAGGAUGAUGAAGAAAACGAAAAUUUGACUGUAACAGAAAAACCCGUUCCAAAUAAGCAAGAGACUUUAAAAGCGUUAGAGACUGUUCAUCGUUUUUUGGAAUUUUCUUCAAGUGUUGAUAAAUCUCUUUUCGAUAAAAUUUAUGCGCUAGAGAAAGAAGUCGAAAAUAUUAAUAUAAAAAAACAGACGAAAAUAACGGACUUAUUUAAUCCUUUUAAAUAA